This is a messenger RNA of Paramisgurnus dabryanus, 4788 nucleotides long. RefSeq names its product PHD finger protein 8 (gene phf8). The record is from RefSeq and is a predicted model, not a curated record. Lineage: Eukaryota; Metazoa; Chordata; Actinopteri; Cypriniformes; Cobitidae.
UCCCUCUCCAGCAGACAGUGGUCGCUGCACGGACGGAUCAGGAUGGAUUUAUAGUACUCGGGGUCGCAACGUUAUGAAUCUCAUAAAAUAUUUGUUUAUCGGUUGUGGAGUGUAUUUUUUUGAGAACCUGCGUGAUUUGUUUACUCACUGUACUCUGUUGAAUACGUAAGAACGACAGAGGUGUAGUGUUUUAGCGAGCAUCUUGUUUUGUUAAAGAAGGCCGCACAGGCCUCGGAUUUUCCCAAACAUUCCGUCCGGCAUGUAGCACUCGGCCCACGGGACACUAGCAGCACUCUACACACGGUGCCCAACCAUGGUAUGCACCUAGUGCCCUGACUGCAGCUGUCAUCGUAGCAAAGCAUUUUUAUCGGUUGAUCAAGAGAUGUUCCCACUGCCAUCUACAAGGCUGAUGAUAAACCACUUUAGAGUAAAGCUGACGACUAAUUGAACUGUGUUGCCUGUCGUAAAAGGAGCAAUACCAAGUUAAAGACUUUUUGUACAUUGACUUUGGCUAGAGAUUUCAGAAUGGCAUCUGUUCCCGUUUAUUGCCUCUGUCGCCUCCCAUAUGAUGUCACUCGAUUCAUGAUCGAGUGUGAUGUUUGUCAGGACUGGUUUCAUGGAAGUUGUGUUGGUGUGGAAGAGGACAAAGCAGCAGAUAUUGACCUGUAUCAUUGUCCUAACUGCCAGGUGACACAUGGACCCUCUGUUAUGCGUAAACGGCGAGGUGGUGUCAAGCACACAGACGCUGGAGGGAGAGACUCAGGACGACCUGUUAAAACCGGCAGCGCUCAGUUUGUCAGGGAGUUACGCAGUCGCACGUUUCCUAGUGCUGAUGAAGUCCUCCUGAAGCCGACAGGAGCCCAGCUAACAGUCGAGUUUCUCGAGGAACGUUCCUUUAGUGUCCCAGUCCUGGUUCUCAGGAGAGAUGGCUUGGGCAUGAAUCUGCCCCCGUCCUCUUUCUCUGUAACAGAUGUGGAGCAUUAUAUCGGUGGUGAAAAGGAAAUCGAUGUGAUUGAUGUCAACCGCCAAGCAGACUUAAAGAUGAAAUUGGGAGAGUUUGUUGAGUACUAUAACAGUCCAAACAGAGACCGAGUGCUCAAUGUGAUCAGUCUGGAGUUUUCAGACACAAGGUUGUCAAAUCUGGUGGAGACACCAAAGAUAGUUAGGAAGCUGUCAUGGGUGGAGAACCUCUGGCCGGAGGAAUCUGUCUUUGAGAGGCCAAAUGUGCAGAAAUACUGCCUGAUGGGGGUGAAAGACAGUUACACAGACUUUCACAUCGACUUUGGAGGAACCUCUGUGUGGUACCACGUACUCCGGGGUGAGAAGAUUUUUUACCUCAUUCGUCCCACCGCUGCUAACCUGGCCCUUUUUGAGCGCUGGAGUUCAUCCUCCAAUCAGAAUGAGUUGUUUUUUGGAGAUCAGGUAGACAUGUGCUACAAAUGUUCACUUAAGCAAGGCAACACCCUCUUCAUCCCAACAGGGUGGAUUCAUGCUGUGCUGACCCCUGUGGACUGUUUGGCAUUUGGGGGAAAUUUUCUUCACAGCCUCAAUAUUGACAUGCAGCUUCGUGCAUAUGAAAUAGAGAAGCGCCUGAGCACAGCAGACUUGUUCAGUUUUCCAAACUUUGAGACGGUGUGCUGGUACGUCGGAAAGCAUUUGCUGGACACUUUUAGAGGUCUGAGAGAGAAUCGGCGCCAUCCUGCCACUUACUUGGUCCAUGGGGCCAAAGCCCUCAAUAAUGCUUUUCGUACCUGGACACGGAAGGAGUCCUUGGCUGAGCAUGAACAAGAGAUUCCAGAGAACAUAAAGACCCAGCAGCUAAUAAAGGACCUAGCUAAAGAGAUACGCCUGGUUGAGGAUAUCUUCCAGCAAAAUAUUGGCAGGAGCGGUACACCCUUUCUUGGCUCGCAGGGUCUUCCCUCUCCUCACCCCAAAGCACUAUUAAACACUUCCCUCACUUCUGGUCGACCGCCAGGUAAAAAGAGAGGCCCGAAGCCGAAGGACGGGUUUGGAGGAGGGGGCUUAGGUCCUCUAGGAGUGAAGAAAAAGAGCCAGAAAGGAAAAGAGAUCAAGACAGAAGCCGGAGAGCUGGAUCUGCUCGAGAUUCAUACUAAACACACGCUCAAAAAGUUCCAGCCAGGGUGCAAGGUCAAAAAGAGCAAGCUUGAGCUACCUGAUGACUGUCUAGAUGACUUUGAAGAGACGAUCAACAAAAGCAAGCUCAAACUUGUGUUGAGUAAUGGAAAGAUUCAAGGGAAGAAGGGUUUUGCUGGUAGCGCUAAUGGAGCGGGGAGUUCACUACAGCAGUUCCAGCCUCACAUGAGUACUUUGUCUGACUUUGAUUCAGAAGAUGAGCUUCAGAUUGAUGAAGCCCCUCCACCUCGACGUAGACCAGCUCUACCAAGCAAGAAAAAAAUAGCUGGUCUACCAAGGAAACUACCUCGGGCCAAACCAUGCAGCGACCCCCAUAGAAUUCGUGAGCCAGGAGAAGUGGACUUUGAUAUUGAGGAGGAUUACACCACAGAUGAAGAGAUGCUCACAGUGCAGGGUGUGAAAGGGGGAGCAGGUGGGAUUUUAGACUUGCUCAAAGCAAGCAAACAGGUGGCGGGUCUGGAUUCAGCACUGAGUGAGGAAGCACCAGCAUCCCCCAGCACCCGAGAUGCUAUCCAGGGCAUGCUUUCUAUGGCCAACCCUCCAUCUUCCUCAUCCUCUUCCUCCUCUUCCUCUCCUCUUUCUGUCUCUGGAGGAGGAGAGAUGCUGGGGCUCAUGAAGGAGAGAGGCAGAGGUGGAUGGGUAAGUGGUGGAGUGAAGAAAAGCGAGAAAAAGGCCACCAUUGAGAGGCCGGGCAAAAGGACAAUCAAACGUCCCGCAAGGCACCUCAGUGAUGAAGAUAGCCUGGAUGAGCAGGAGACGCUGGGGACCUGCUUUAAAGACUCUGAUUAUGUGUAUCCAUCACUAGAAUCUGAUGAAGAGGACCACAUAAGCAAGUCUAAAAUGAAAAGAAAGCGAAAUUGGGACGAUACACCUUGGAGUCCUAAAGCUCGUGUGACCCCUACACUGCCCAAGCAGGAGAGACCAGUAAGAGAGGGUGUCAGGGUGGCAUCUGUCGAAACUGGGCUUGCGGCUGCUGCUGCCAAGUUGGCACAGCAGGAACAACAGAAAACUAUAACCAAACGAAAAUACACAAAGAAGAAAGUCUCUCAGGAGAAAGUACAUUCUGCAGCUGUCCAACUCCAGCAUCAACCAGACUCUGCUCCUGUUUCUCCUCUUUUGCCUUCUGAGCCUCCAGUGGACUGCAUUGUUGAGGACCGGAGGGUAGAGAUGUAUUCUGCCAGCUUGAUGGACCAUGAGUACACGGCAGGACCGGGUCUGUUCAGCCCAGGAGGGCCAAGAGGCACCGGUGCUAUGGCACCUGGUGUGUUCCUUACUUCAAGGCGGCCCUCACUCUCUCCCCAAAACAGCAGCAGCUACUCUCCUUCUCCCCUAUCACCUGGUGCACUCGGUUCGCCGACAUCGGGAGGAUCUUGCCAAGGGAAACGUCCAAAGAAAGGACUUGCAACAGCUAAACAGAGACUGGGAAAGAUCCUGAAAAUACAUAGAAAUGGCAAGCUUCUACUGUGAGAGGUCACUCUAGAUGAUAACAUGAAGAGAGGAGACUGCAGGGAACAAUAAGGAUGGGAAAAGACUAAAAUGAUGACUGACAGAUUUUGGUGUUCAAAUUUUUCAUUAUUCAAUAAAAAGGUAACUUGCAGUAAGAACAAUUCUGAAGGGAAAUCCUAGUCAUGUAGAGCAGUUGGCUUUUAGCAUGGUGUUGUAGAAUAGAAAUUUUGUUUAAUAAGCAAACAGAUGAACAUUAAUUUAUGGAUGAUGGUGAGGGAUUCAUCCUUUCACGUUUCCAUCAAUUGGUCUUUACCUCUAAAAAUCUACUUUUGGGUAUGUGUACACUCCUCUCUUUUUCCCUUAAGCCGUUUAUGUAUCAUAUUUAUUAAAUGACCUCAGUUGUAACAUUGUACAUUUCUAGAAAAAAGCAGAAUGCUCAGAAGCACUUGAUGUUAGAUCAAAUUGUUACCUACAGCAAUCGCAAAUGGAUAGAUCACAUUGUUCAAGUUGAUCUGAUCACUCGGUAUUUGUAUAUUUGACUUCCCACCAAUAUGAUGUUGAUGGUUGUUUAAAUUGUCAAAUGGAUGAGAGAAGAUUUUUCAAUACAUCAAGUUUGAAAUUUGUAAAUGUGCAUCAACAGCUCCUGAAGCCAUCUUUAUCAUUUGUUUACUUUCUUUAUGUAGUAUGUGCUAAUAUCAUAUUAUUUUAUAUUAUAGAAGGCAAUUUGAUAAACCGUUGACCAUCGUUUCUGUAGAUUAAGUCCUGUAGUGGUCUUUUGCUUGUUGAAGAAUGGUUUUUAUCUUAGUGUACUAACACAUUUUUAUCAACAAUUGUAUUUAGAUGUGUAUAUGUUUUAAGUUUGUUUUUGUUUUAUUACAGCAUGGGCAGUAAUGUUCUGCCAUUGUUUGGCCAGCAUUAGAUAAAAAAAUUUUUGUUGGUUUUCCCAUAUAUGUCCAAGUAAAACCGUAGACAGCUGGGUUUGAGAACAUCUGAGGAUUUGGGGAGUUCAGUGUACAGAUUGUUUUUUGUUUAUGGAAGAAAGAUUUUAUUGCAUUUAAGUCUUUCUUGACACACCUUGUAUAAAAAUGUCUAGCAUACGUUUAGUCUGUUUUAUUUGUAUAGGGUAAUUAUGAUGUUUUUUCACUGAUGCUUAUAAUAUUAGCAAUGUGAUAAAGUUAAUGUAUUUUA